Molecule: messenger RNA, 739 nt
Organism: Cokeromyces recurvatus
Lineage: Eukaryota; Fungi; Mucoromycota; Mucoromycetes; Mucorales; Mucoraceae
Exons: 2
Coding region: 61-675 (204 amino acids)
Source: RefSeq, a predicted model, not a curated record
AUUUUAACUAUCUUUAUUUUUUUUUAAACCUUUCUUCAUAAUUUAUACCAAAAACAAAAUAUGAAUGUCGCAGAUUUACUUAACCCUUUAACACCUUCAAUAAAUUAUAAUAAUAAACGUUCAAAAUCUAUAAUUCCUUUAUGCAGACAUAAACAAAAACAUACAUCAGAUCAACAAAUUAUUGGAAAACCACGUAGUCGAUUUUCUGAACGUGAAGAUGAAAUUAUUCGUCAAGGUGUUGCUCAAGGUUUAACUUGGGGUCAAAUAUCAGAUUUACUUCCUCAUCGUAAACGCGCUACUUGCUUUAAUCGUUAUAGAACAUUACAAGGUGUACGUAAAUCACGUAAAUUAAGUUCUUCUUCUUCUUCUGAAAGCGAUUCAUUAUCAAGUUCCCCUUCUCCUUCUUCUUCUAUGAGCCCUCCUAGUCCUAUUUCUUCUCCAUUUAAUCAUGGUCCUAUCACACCUCCUACUUCAAAUUAUAGUCAUUUUAAUCAUCAUCAAUGGUUCUCUUCAUCUGAUAUCAUCUAUGAUAAACAACUUUAUCCUACAGAAGAUCAUCAUACUAGUUUCUCUAAUUUUGUCAUGAAAAAAUCUCAUAAAAUCUCUUUACCCGCUUUACCACCGUUUCAUCCAUAUUCAACAACUACCUCUAAUUCUAUUCGUUAUCAUUUAUAGAAAAAAGAAACAAAAACAAAAGCAAAAACAAAAGCAAAAGCAAAAAAAAAAAAAAAAAAGAAAA